AUGUCGACCCAAUCAAUCGCUCCGAAUCUCCCCAAUCAUGGCGCCCGCCAUUCAUGGAGCAUCUACCACGAGCCCAAGUUUGAUCCAGCCACGGGCACCUUCACUUUCGGGCUUUACUAUAUGACGCAGAAUGCAAAGACGGGUGAUUUCUUCUUUGGUGGUGAGAAGCAACGACUAGAAGAGAUACUUAUCAGCGAUGACACCGUGGUGCCUACUUUGCCGUCGCAAAACUUGACCUCUUUGAUGGCUAGCACGUUCAAAUCUGCAACUGGAGAGCCAUUAAAAUCCAACCCACGCCGAAUUUGGUCUGGUAUCAUGGGCUUUACACCAGACGGAAUGCCCAUGGUAGGCCGACUAGGCCAGAGGCUAACUGGAAGACCGGGUGACAAAGAAUGGGCCGCGGUUGGGUUCAAUGGCUAUGGCAUGGAUAAGUGCUGGCUUGUUGGGGAACUACUCGGUGCCAUGAUUGCAGGUGAAGAUGUCAACGGUCGCCUCCCGGCUCUCUAUCAGAUCACCGAGGAGAGACUGAACAAGCUGAUGGCACCUAGAGAUGUUCCUGCUAGACUUUUCCGUCUUUAG
This is a messenger RNA of Penicillium brasilianum, 579 nucleotides long. NCBI's taxonomy places the organism in Eukaryota, Fungi, Ascomycota, Eurotiomycetes, Eurotiales, Aspergillaceae. The record is from the annotation of a GenBank genome assembly.